AUGAGGAGCCGCCCGUGGGCAAAUACUCGGGUUGGUAGCUAUACUGACCGGCACCCCGAUGCCAACCCGGACGAACAACGGCCGAGCAACCUGAGGCGAUUGACUGGGUUCGCUGGAGCGUCUGGAAACGACGAAAGUUUAACGGCGAGCUGGAGACGCCAUCGAACCGAGCGAGGCACCAGUGCCAGUGCUCAGCGAUGGAAGCAAAUCAAAGCUGGUCUGAAACUCAUUGGCCAGCGACGAAAGCCAGAAAAUACAGUGGACAAUAAAAAAUCCGCAGAGUUGCUUGCUGAACUCGCUUCGGCUGUGCCUGCUGCGCUUAUACUGGCUAGCGCGUUCCAACGAGAUGAGCACGGCAGCAGAAGAAUCCCGAUUCUUUUGGAGCAAUUGAAGGUUCGUGUUACGGACAGUCGGAUUGAUUCCCACUCCGGUGAUCGCCAUCUGGUUUUCCGAAUCGAAAUGGAGUACGGAAGUGGCAUGACUCGCAUGAAAUGGAUCAUUUUCCGCACGCUGAGGGACUUUGCCAAUCUGCAUCUCAAGUAUAAGCUUCACCUUGGAACCCAGAAGUACAUUCAGCUACGCACGAGUGAGAACAGCCCAAGUCUACCUCGAUUUCCUCGAAGUGCCUUCCCCUACAUGCGAGGUGUGCGAGGUCUCGAAAGUGAAUUCGAGGACGAAGAUGAAGAAGGCGGUUAUGAGACUGGCGCGGAGGGGAUGAGUGGAACAGAGAGGCCUCCAAUGAAGAAAAAGCAGAGUCAUCAACCACACCAGCGUCGGCCCUCUGCCCCGCUUGUUCGCAGAAAGUCCAGCAUCACCAACCAAGAGGGAGACUCAGCCGCAGGACCUUCGUCCACCCAUGAAGGUGCGUCUGGAAGAAAAGAAACAUACCCUGAGAAGCAGCGAAAGAAGCUUGAGCUCUAUCUGCAAAAGAUGAUUCGAUUCUUGAUCUUUAGGGCUGACAGCAAUCGCCUGUGCAAAUUCUUGGAAUUGUCCGCUCUAGGCGUUCGCCUGGCUGCAGAAGGCAGUUACCAUGGCAAAGAAGGAUUCUUGAUUAUCCAGUCCUCCAAGGGUCUUGAUUUCCGAAAGGCGCUCACCCCAGCUAUGGUCAAGAAGCGCCAUUCGCCCAAGUGGUUUUUGGUCAGGCACAGUUAUGUGACACCAAAGCUCAGUCUUCGCAAACAAAAUCCAAAAGAUCUUGCCAAAUCUGCAAAGCAGUCUGCGAGACACCCUCAGCAUCAUACCCUCCGACUUGAGAACUCCGAACGCAAGCUCAAAUUACUGGCCCGGAAUGAGCGUCAACUCCAACAGUUUGAAGACUCGAUCCGCUUUAUGGUAACCAAUACUCCGUGGAUGCGCCCCAAUCGGUUCGACAGUUUCGCGCCUGUGCGACAAAACUGCUUUGCGCAGUGGCUGGUUGAUGCACGAGAUCAUAUGUGGGUUGUCUCACGAGCAAUUAACCAAGCAAAGGAUGUCAUUUAUAUCCAUGACUGGUGGUUGAGUCCAGAGCUUUACAUGCGCCGGCCUGCUGCGAUCAGCCAGAAAUGGCGAUUGGACCGUCUCCUGCAACAGAAGGCUCGAGAGGGCGUUAAAGUCUUCGUGAUCAUGUAUCGCAACAUUAACUCCGCUAUUCCCAUUGACUCGGAGUAUUCCAAGUUUUCUCUCCUUGAUCUUCACCCCAAUAUCUUUGUUCAACGAUCACCAAAUCAGUUCCGGCAAAAUACUUUCUUCUGGGCCCACCACGAGAAGCUCUGCCUCAUCGACCACACUAUCGCAUUUGUGGGAGGUAUCGAUCUGUGCUUUGGGCGUUGGGAUACUCCUCAGCAUCAAUUGACCGAUGAUAAGCCUACUGGCUUUGAAACUACGGAUGGUCCCAAAGAUGCGGAUCAUUGUCAACUCUGGCCGGGCAAGGAUUACUCCAAUCCGAGAAUCCAAGAUUUCUAUGACCUAGAUAAGCCGUAUGAGGAGAUGUAUGAUCGCAAUGUUGUGCCCCGGAUGCCGUGGCAUGACAUUUCUAUGCAUGUCGUGGGCCAGCCUGCUCGGGAUCUUACUCGUCACUUCGUGCAACGCUGGAACUACAUUCUUCGCCAGCGAAAGCCUACGCGCCCGACGCCUUUCCUCUUGCCGCCACCCGAUUUCAAUCCUGCUGAUUUGGAAGCUUUGGGUCUCGAUGGAACUUGUGAGGUACAAAUUCUCCGUUCUAGCAGCAUGUGGUCUACAGGAACACCCGACGUCGUCGAGCACAGCAUCAUGAAUGCCUAUGUGAAGUUAAUUGAGGAAUCCGAACAUUUUGUCUACAUCGAGAAUCAGUUCUUCAUCAGCACCUGCGAGAUUGAGGGCCGGAAGAUCGAGAAUCUCAUCGGAGAUGCGCUAGUUGAACGUAUUGUCCGAGCCGACAAAAAUGAGGAAGCAUGGCGUGCCGUCAUUGUCAUUCCAUUGAUGCCAGGUUUCCAAAACACCGUGGACAGUGAAGGUGGAACAAGUGUGCGCCUUAUCAUGCAGUGUCAAUACCGCAGUAUCUGCCGUGGAGAGACCUCCAUUUUCGGCCGUCUUCGUGCUCUUGGGAUUGAGCCAGAGGACUAUAUCCAGUUCUACAGUCUUCGAACCUGGGGCAAGAUUGGACCUCAAAAGGCACUGGUGACUGAGCAACUUUAUAUUCACGCUAAAUGCAUGGUCGUUGACGACCGCGCUGCUAUCAUCGGAUCAGCAAACAUCAACGAACGAUCCAUGUUGGGUUCGCGUGAUUCAGAGGUUGCAUCUGUUGUGCGAGACACUGAUAUGAUCAUGUCGAGCAUGAAUGGCAAACCAUAUCUCGUCGGUCGAUUCCCACAUACCUUGCGCAUGCGUCUGAUGAGAGAACAUCUCGGAAUUGAUGUUGACGAACUCAUGGAACAUGACUUUGCUACUGAAGAAGAGCUGCGCAAAAUCCAGGUCGCCGAGGGGAGUGAUCGUCCAGCUGAAAACCGAGAGCGAAGAGAUUCGGGGGCCUCAGCCACCGAACGUCAAGAUGAGAGGGAGAUGGUCGAACGUCGGCAUCGUGUCCAAGAUGAGUUCCUUUCUCGCUCCGAGGACAUGUACAGCUUCAACCAUGAUGUCGAUUGGGAGCAGGGUAGUAACCCUAACCUCAAAUCGAACCGUAAGCUCACUACCGACCCUCGCGUCACUGAAAAUCCUGAUCACAGGAAAGACGUGGAAGGUGAUGGGCCCGAUCAUUUGAAAGCCGCUGCUCGGGCUGGAUUAGUAGUGGGUCGUGAUUCGGAUAUGGAGGCCAAUGGAAGAGAAGCGCUGCUUUCACCCAUCGCUUCUGAGGGGAAGGGUACUGUUGAGCGACCGAGAUCGUCGCAGCAAAAGCCAACUCGAACACCCUCGACCAGCAAGGACCGCAGACCUGGGUCAUCGAGCGAGACUGAUGGCGACCCCGACAUCAAUGCGACUACCACAUCACAAGGCCAUGGGGUUAAUGGGUCGUUGAGCCGCGAGUCCGAGGCUGGCGGUACCGGUUUGAACAUCCCGAAAGAAGAAAAUGGAACCGCUCAACAGAACCACCCGUCUGUUCCAGACCUUAAGCGUGUCUUCAUCGACAACGACUGCAUGAGGGACCCGAUCAUCGAUGGCUUCUACCUGGACACAUGGCAAGCCGUCGCCGAGAAAAACACCAAAAUUUACCGAUCUGUGUUCCGUUGCAUGCCCGACAGUGAGGUCAAGAACUGGAAGGAAUACAAGGAGUACGCCACAUAUGGUGAGCGCUUUGCAGAGAUGCAGAGCCAGCCGGGCAACAAGCCAUCCCAACCUCAACAAAAACAAAGUGGACCUCCCCCAUCCGGUGCUACCGUCAGCUCUCCUAUGUCGAUCGCUUCUCAGAUGUCUUUCAUCACCCCAAGGGCCGAAGGAUCGCAGGCAGACCCGAAGAGCCCCCAGACGAUUGACGAGAAGGUCGGAACUUGGAACGAAGUUGGUCGUUCUCAGUCUGAGCAGCUAGCGAAGCAGGAGACGUUAUCAUCUAUCGAUGAGAAGGCCGCACUCAAGACGAUGUCGGAUUCAAACCUGUUAGGCAAAGCCCCGAACGGGACCAAUGAUGGCAAUGGGGUCGUCGCCGGUGAGGAUAUUGAGAAGCCACGAACCGCCUCGGCUCAUGUCGAUUACUCUGAAGCCGUGAACCUGAAUCUCAACUCGACGAGCCAGUCUCGGAGACGUAGACGCAGAGCUACAACGAUUGGCUCGAAGCGUGACCCCAAUGGCACAGAUGAGUAUUUGGACAAGGGCCGUGCGGAGGACCUCCUUAACCAUACUCAAGGCCAUCUCAUUAUGUGGCCUUAUGACUGGCUCGAGAAAGAGGAGCAAGGUGGAAACUGGCUCUAUGCUUUGGAUCAGAUUUCUCCUCUGGAGAUCUACAACUAA
This is a messenger RNA of Penicillium coprophilum, 4395 nucleotides long. RefSeq names its product phospholipase D (gene pld3). Lineage: Eukaryota; Fungi; Ascomycota; Eurotiomycetes; Eurotiales; Aspergillaceae. Gene Ontology annotation, biological process: cell motility; phosphatidic acid biosynthetic process; intracellular signal transduction. The transcript has 4 exons. Gene Ontology annotation, molecular function: D-type glycerophospholipase activity; phosphatidylinositol binding. The record is from RefSeq and is a predicted model, not a curated record. The coding region runs from base 1 to 4395 and encodes 1464 amino acids.